Molecule: messenger RNA, 2037 nt
Organism: Prorocentrum cordatum
Lineage: Eukaryota; Dinophyceae; Prorocentrales; Prorocentraceae
Source: the annotation of a GenBank genome assembly
AUGAUCACGAACGGGCUGCUUUGGGACAUGGGGACGAGUAAGGUGCCGGAGAUUAUCGGCCAGGAGGUCAAGGACUACCAGAAGGCAGUCGUGGAGUCGCACAUCCUAGAGAGAGUGAAUGAGGAUGCUGCCCCAUCGCCAGCGACGCCUAGUUCGAUCUCCAUCGCCAGUGGAAGCGUUGCGUCGGGCUCUUCAGCACAGACCCCGCAGAGCACCGAGAAGCAGAAAGGCAAGGGCCGCGGUCGUGGCAAGGGCAAGGGGUCGCCAGCUGCAAAGGUCCAUGAGGUGCAAGAGGUGGGGAAGACCUAUGCCGAGAGCGUUGACUACCUCAUGAGCUACCUUAGGAAGAUCAGCGCGGACGACCCCCACAUUGAGACCUACAAGAGGUUGUUCACGUUCGCUGCCCCGAGGGGGCAAGUCAUCUUGGACGGCAAGGCCGUCGGGAAGGAGCAGGUCGUGAAGAAGUUCAGCAUGCUCAGGAAUAUCAUCAAGAGGCAGGUGUACAACGCUGCGAAGCUUGCUGGCCCUCGGAUUUCCGACGUUGACUUCCCGCAUGGUUUGGGUCCAAUCAAUGGUGGCGGUGCUUCGCAAUGCAGGUCGAUCGUUAAUAUUUCUGAGGAGGUCGCCGAGAACAUGAUGGUAGAGCAGCUGCCUUUCGUCAAGAAGAUCCUGGACUACUUCGAGAUGAACCCGAUAUCUGCCAGCAUCGACUGCCACAUGGCGCCAGCGAGGAUCUCCAACGAGGUGAUGAUGGAUAUGUGGACUUACAUCGACGCAGACACGACACCUACGAAGCUGCUGAUGGAAGGCUUCGUGCCAACGACGUGUGCUAAGGUCUUGCAGGUUCUCCCGUGCGAGUUCGACGAGGCGAUCGACCAGUGCGAGGCUCUGCUCCAGAAGAAUGAAAGUUUCAAGCAGCGGGUUUCCGAGAGCGGUUCACAACUGGAGGCCUUCAAGGAGGUGCUCAACAUGAAGAUCAAUUCGACCGUCGUGAAGCACGUUCGAGUGCAGCUCCUUGCCAAGGUCGUUCAGCACUUAGGGACGAUGAACUUCAAGCGUGAAGUUGGGGAUGAGGUCAAGAUGGAUCCAUGGGUAUCGAGCUUCGUCAUUUCCUUGAUGAAGGUUGCGUGCGAGUCCCACGCCGUCAACUCCAAACUCGGUGAGAUGGCGGAUUAUGUGACCAAGAUGACCCCCGUCAUAGAGAUCUACACGAAGGCUGCCAUGCCAUGGGAUGAGUUCGUGAAGGUGUGGACCGAUAAGAUUAACAAUAUGUCCCAAGUGAUUGCGGAGGUCGACGUCGACGGCUUCAGGAGGAGCCACGACGCCACCAUGGAUGAGUUGAAGAAAAUGGACAUGGCACAGCUUUCCCGAGCUAUGUGGGCGCAAUUCGAGAGCACGUUCAAGUACGGCAUGACGAAGGCUAACGCCAUCUCAGCCUACCAGAAGCAGUGCAACGUGACGGGGUUGCAGAACGCGAAGUUCCAGAAGGAGCUCAUGGUGCUCGAGUGGCUCAGCGGGGGCACCGUCGGCGCGGAGCGCGUGGUCAUCGAGGGGUUGCGCAACGAGUACGCCCCCCAGGUGCAGCAGGCCGUCGCCCCGAUGAAACCUGGUGGACCAGAGCCGUUGGAUGAUGAUGAUGAUGAUAGGGAGCUAACUCUUAAGAAGGUUGCCAGCAAGGCGAAAGCAGACGAGGAGGCGGAGUUCAAUCUCACCGGCGUUGAGGAGAAGCUCUUGGUUGGUAAGGUGCAGACGCACCUGAACGAGCUCAACAUGAUGUACGUGCAGAACGGCUUCGGGGGGUCCGACAAGCUCGGCAUCGACAUGAUCCAGUGCGGCAAGGAAGCGCGCCCCGUGCUGAGCCAGACGUCCGAGGGCAACGUCGCGAUCCCAUACUGGGGCCGCGUCCAGACCCAGGCAUGCGGGCAGACGAUGCACCCCAAGAGCGCGAUUCCCAUGGAGGUCGUGGUGGAUGGCACGCCUGAAGUCAAGACCCUCCUCUUCCUCGACGGCUUCCUGUGCAAGAACGAGAAGUCGACG